AUGGCGCCAAGAAAGAAGGCUGAUGAGACCAAAACGAAGCCGUUGCCGAAGCCAGCGACCCGGACUUCGACUCGGUUGACUCGGAGCUCAGCUAAGCGACUCAAUGCGAGGUUGACUGAGUUAUCGACCGAUUCGGGGAAGAAGAGAAAGCAAGGAAAAGCAGAAGAGAGUAAGACGAAAGAGAAGAAGGUGAAGACUGCGGCUGAGACAGCGACUGCUACUGCGACCGCGACUUCCACGGAGGCUCAGGUGGAGGUUAACAACGAGGAUGAGAAGGAAGAAAAAGACGAGGCUGAUGAGGACGGGGACGGGGACGAAGUGAAAGAAGAGGAUGUUAAGGGGAAGAUAACUUCUACUGGUGAUGGAGCUAAUAAGACUAUCGUGAUUGAACAUUGCAAACAGUGCAAUGCAUUCAAGACACGAGCUAUGCAGGUGAAAGAUGGUUUGUUGAGUGCUUUUCCUGGUAUCUCUGUGUUACUCAAUCCUGAGAAGGUACUUUUGCUGAAUGUUAUUAACCUCUAUACACAGCUGUUAGUUGGGUCUACUAUUGAGCUUCUAGUUCGUUUGCCAGAGCCAUUAGGCUCAAUGACCUUUUCAAUACCUGAUGUUCACCCCAACCUCAACCUCUUUCACUGA
Molecule: messenger RNA, 636 nt
Organism: Dovyalis caffra
Lineage: Eukaryota; Viridiplantae; Streptophyta; Magnoliopsida; Malpighiales; Salicaceae
Source: the annotation of a GenBank genome assembly